UGUCUGUCUAGCUCUGUGUCCUCUAGCUACACCAUCUACCCAACAUCAACCAGCGUACAGCAAACUCCAGCCCCCAUAUCCACCUACACCCCCAGUUCUUCCUUCAGCUCCACAGCUGCUACGUCUUACUCCGUUGGUCUCAGCUAUUCCAGCUAUGAGUCUAGCGGUUACACAUCCGCGCCGUCGUACUUCCAGCCGGCGCAGAUGGUGCCCCCGCAGCCUCAACCUCCACCGCCCCUCCAGCAGCCGCCACAGCCGCCACCACCGCAGCAGACGCAACAACUUCCAAAACAGCUCACCAACUCCUCUUGGAGCAACACCGGGAGUGGCGCAAUCACCACCCCCACCGGCAAUGCAUACAAGAAACCCAUUUUCCACCAGAGCAAAAUCCAAAAACCCAAAGGGCCGCCCAAACAGCCACAGCUGCACUAUUGCGAUAUCUGCAAGAUAAGCUGUGCCGGUCCGCAGACGUAUCGAGAACAUCUGGAAGGACAGAAGCACAAGAAGAAAGAGGCGGCUCAGAAGAGCGGCAGUCAGGUGUCCAACGGACCUCGUGGAGUCCAGACGCAGCUGCGCUGUGAAUUGUGUGACGUCUCAUGCACCGGCGCCGAUGCUUACGCUGCACACAUCCGGGGAUCCAAGCACCAGAAGGUGGUAAAGUUGCACACCAAACUUGGCAAACCCAUCCCUUCAACGGAGCCCGUUUUCGUGAGCUCUGCCCCUGUUGCCGUGACAAUGACCACUAGCAAGACAGCGGCGACAACCGCUCCCACCCCUACAUCGGUGGCGCAGAAGACGCUGGCUCCUUCCAAACUCACGGCGUCUCUUGCGAAAAAACACGCCACUGCUAAAGUUGCCAUUAUCGGCAGCAGAACUUCCACACCAGCUCUGGUAAAGCUGGAGGAGGUGAAGCCGUCUGUAGUGAAGACGGACGCUUUGAGUGAAGAUGAGGAUGGUGAUGGUACUGGAGCUCAAGGAGACAUUCAGCCUGUGGGACACGAUUAUGUUGAAGAGAUUCGAAAUGACGAGGGAAAGGUGAUUCGCUUUCACUGUAAACUGUGUGAAUGCAGCUUCAACGAUCCCAACGCUAAAGAUAUGCACCUGAAGGGACGGAGACACCGGCUGCAGUACAAGACAUGUGCCCUUGCAGCCUCAGAGAAAGACCCUCCUGAUGUUCUCGGCAGGACCAAGUGCCUUGAGUAUUUAGCGGCUCUGCGACAUGCUAAAUGGUUUCAGGCUCGGGCGAACGGUCUUCAGUCUUGCGUCAUCAUUAUUCGGGUUCUGCGGGAUCUGUGUCAGCGCAUACCUGCCUGGGGCAAGAUGCCCGACUGGGCCAUGGAGCUGCUUGUGGAAAAAGCCAUUAGUAGUGCAUCAGGUCCACUCAGUCCUGGAGAAGCUCUACGGAGGGUCCUCGAAUGCAUCGCCACCGGGAUUAUCCUGCCAGAUGGUCCAGGUCUUCUUGACCCGUGUGAGAAAGGUCAAACUGACGCUCUGGGAAACAUGUCGAAACAAGCUCGGGAGGACGUGACCGCUAGUGCCCAGCACGCGCUACGACUGCUGGCUUUCCGUCAGAUCCAUAAAGUCCUCGGCAUGGGCUCACUGCCGGUCUCAAAGGCCGGAGCUCGAAACCGCAAGAGACGGCGCGACGGCAGCGACACCGGCGAGGGAGAAACCGACGGAAAGAAGGAUAAAAUAGACGAUUCUCACGACCCUUGAGACGUCCGCCUAAUCUACACAAGCUGUCAUGUCUUUAGAAAUGUAUAAAUAUCACUCGAAGAGGAAAAAAUACAACACUCAAUGGUUCUGUUGUUCAAAAGGACAAUAGAUGGAAAAAACUUAGUCGUUCACCUUUUAUGAUGCAAUACGUCUCUCUAUUACAUCUGAGCUGAAAAUAAGCCGAAAUGCUCCUGAAAUGCAGCAGUCGCAUCUCGUUUUCAGUGUUUCAGAUGGUGACUGAACGUCGCUGCCCAUCAGCGACCGCCAUAUAAUAAAAGUUACAUCACAUUAGCUCUAUUAGGCACUUUGACAUAUUAAUGGCACUUAAUUAAAAGCUUUAAUAAUCCCGACACAGGCCAGUCUUUUUUUAUGUUUACAUCAUUCAUUAUAUAUAUAUACAUAUACAUAUACACACACACACACA
Sinocyclocheilus grahami is the source of this 2140-nucleotide messenger RNA. Its product is annotated as zinc finger RNA-binding protein-like. The record is from RefSeq and is a predicted model, not a curated record. The annotation marks the transcript as partial. Lineage: Eukaryota; Metazoa; Chordata; Actinopteri; Cypriniformes; Cyprinidae. Gene Ontology annotation, molecular function: double-stranded RNA binding; single-stranded RNA binding; zinc ion binding. The transcript has 11 exons. Gene Ontology annotation, cellular component: precatalytic spliceosome.